AUGCCUCCGUCGAUUAAGCCGACCGCCCAAAACAGCCCAGGAAAGAAGCGUGCUAUUGUCGGGGGUGCCUUGCUUCAUAGUCGAGAAACAACGCCACUGCCGAUGAAAUCAGAACCAAGUCAAACAAAGGUCACUCAAAGCAACACAGAGCUCGCUACUAUCUUCAAGACUGAUCUCACGAAUAUCCGGAAUUUGUGCUUGUGUAACUGGUUCGUUCCUAACAGGCGUAAGAAGACAUGCCCCGAGUGCCGGACCCGAGUCAAGCAGAUGCCUGCCCCGGCCUUUCUGAUAAAACAACUAGUUGAAGUGUUCACAAAACGUAGCGAGCUGAUGCCAUCGGAUGAAUCUGUUGAUACCCAUACUCAGAGGCGCGCCGAGGAGAUCGCGGACGUCGACAAAGACAGAAAUGGACGUGAUGGGCUCUUCAAAGGCACGUUCCCUAAAACGCUCGCAGAACUGUGGAAGGAUGAUGCAGAUGGCGGUGUGAUGCGAUGCAGAAACUGUGGUUUCGAGCAUGAGGGAGGACCAUCUUGCCAGAACUGUGGCGCGGAACUAGAUGAUGAGGGCUACAGCUUCAGCGAUCUCGAUGAGGAUGCCGAUCUUGAUGAUCUCGACGCGCUUUCUCUUGAGCUAGACGACGAAGUCGAUGCCGAAUUUGCCGAAAUGCAUGGCCACAACUUUCUGGGCAUGCCUGAUUUUGUUCAUCCAUACAUCCAUUUUCAUCAUCUCCACCACCUUCACGAUGACCCCACAGACCACUCGGAACUCUCGAACUCAGAUGCUAGCGAGAUGAAUAGCGAAAGCGAUGAUGAGGAUGGUGGCUCGUUGGCAGAUUUCGUUGCCCCGGAUGACGAGGAACCGAUACGUAGACCUGGUCGGCAAUCAAACAUCAGAAACCAUCGCGAAGCUAUCGCAAUAUCAGAUGAUGAUUCAGAUGAGGGUGGUGCUGUGUCAAAUCGCAUACCCCGGCGUAGAGCUCGGGUAUCGGGAAGCUCCAGUCCUUCGCCUCCUUCAGUGGUGACCGUGACGGACGUGAUGGACAAUGACCCAAACGAGUCGGACAUCGGUGACUCAAACAGCGAGGCAGAUAUGUUACGACACGCUGGGUGGAGCCCAUUAGACCAAGAAAAUGAUAGUGAUGUUGAUGAUCCUACCCGGUUUCACGACAGAUAUGGGUAUGGCUAUGGAGAUACUGAGGAUGAUCAAGCUUCGGAUGAUGAUAGCGAUACACAGACAAUGGUUGGCAAUGGGGGCUCUGAUGACGAGGACGGUGGUCGUUCCCGUGAGGAAUUUUCAGAAACACCGACAUACGAUGACUCUGCUUAUCCUCCUUAUAUUCCGCAUGAACACGCACCAAACAACUACUCUAGCUUCGACGAGGAGGCAACCAAUUAUGGUUCAGAAGCGGGCUAUUCAACUACCUACGAUCGGGAUGGCGAUACUGAAAUGAGUGUUUCACCCCGAUCAAGCGUUAGUGCGAAUGUCGCAGGCGAGGGAGCAUACGGCAAUCCACUGAGCAUCAGCGAGGAAUCCGGUUCAGAACGCAGCAUGAGCCGUAGCACGAAUGGGACUCGACCAGAAGCUUAUCAGCACGAAACGGGUCAAAACCUUGGCGUUGCCAACCAAAUCCACGAAAUCGAGGAUGAUUCCGACGACAAUCCUAUUCGCCCACCACCCCGGCGACUUCCUCGACGUUAUCAUCCAAAUGCGCGGGUGCAACAAUACGAUCCUAGGAUUAGUUUGAUUUUCGCAGAACACCAGCAAAGUAUGAGGGGAACCCAGAGCCAGCAACAAAUGGGGUUGGAUGAGCUGGACACUGAAGUCCGGAGGGUCGAACCUGCAUCCAGGGCAAGGCGCCUGACUGCAUAUCGAGUGCUACCACCACGCCUCGUUGAUCCUCUGAGGAGCUCUCGAUCGCCUUCUGCGACAAGAGUUAUUGCUUCGUCCGGUAGGACCUCACGACCCAAUAGAUAUUAUGUUCCAAGCAGACGAUAG
This is a messenger RNA of Venustampulla echinocandica, 1995 nucleotides long. RefSeq lists its product as uncharacterized. The record is from RefSeq and is a predicted model, not a curated record. The transcript is spliced from 4 exons. The coding region runs from base 1 to 1995 and encodes 664 amino acids. Lineage: Eukaryota; Fungi; Ascomycota; Leotiomycetes; Helotiales; Pleuroascaceae.